Molecule: messenger RNA, 1455 nt
Organism: Dermatophagoides pteronyssinus (European house dust mite)
Lineage: Eukaryota; Metazoa; Arthropoda; Arachnida; Sarcoptiformes; Pyroglyphidae
Product: cystinosin homolog
Biological process (GO): L-cystine transport
Cellular component (GO): vacuolar membrane
Molecular function (GO): L-cystine transmembrane transporter activity
Source: RefSeq, a predicted model, not a curated record
GAUAUUUAAAAAACAAACUUUUAAAUGGAUACUUAUUAGGGUUUCAUUAUACACUAAUUGAUGAAUCAAAAUCCAAAAUCUUUUUAAAAUUCAACAUUGUGAACAACCUACAGUGGACAUGUUAACAAAUUAUUUCGUCAAAUUUAUUUGGUUAUCUUUACUGACCAUUGUCAUAUUAGCCGAUCCAUCCAUUAAUGAUGAUGAAAAUCCAAGUGAAGAACAAUCUACUAAUAACAGUCUUGAAUCAGAUCCAAUCGAUGUACAAAUGUUGGCAGAUGAAACGGCUUUUUUCUAUGUUUAUCUAAUAAAUCCACCCGAAAAACCAGUCAAUGUUUCGUUUAUAUGCGAACAUUCACCAUGUUCAACGUUUGAUCAUCAGAUUAAUCCCAUUCAAUUAACUAGCGACAACUAUAGAAUACAAAUUAAUAUAACAGCAGUACGACCAGGUCAUGAUGUAAUCAUUUUCAAAUUCAAUGAUACAACUAUAAGUGAUAAAUUUGCUUUUACUCGUGUUCGAGUUGGUCGUGGUCAAUUUUGGGCCAUUCUUAGUCUGUUUUGGGGUUGGGGAUAUUUUUUUAUCUGGUCAUUAUCAUUUUGGCCACAGAAUGUUACUAAUUAUAGACGAAAAAGUGUCAUCGGCCUUAGUUUUGAUUAUACAAUAUUACAUUUUACCGGUUUCAUUUAUUAUUCUAUAUUCAAUUGUGGCUUAUAUUUCUCUUCGGUCAUACAAGAACAAUAUGAGGCGAAAAUUCCACGAAGCGAAAUUCCAGUUGAAUUGAAUGAUGUUGUUUAUGGAUUACAUGCUGCUUUCACAACAUCCAUUACAUUUAUACAAUGUUUUAUCUAUGAGAAAGGAAAUCAACGUUUUGCUCUUAUAUCAAAACUAUAUCAAGCGACCGUAUGGACAAUCGGUAUUAUAUUAAUCAUAUUGGUCUGGUUUAAUGUGAUCAAUUGGCUGACAUGGAUAUAUUAUUUUUCCUAUGUUAAAUUGAUGGUCACGUCAUUAAAAUAUAUGCCACAAGUUUAUUUUAAUUUUCGUCGAAAAUCGACUGCAGGCUGGACUAUUUGGAUGAUUUGGUUGGAUAUAACCGGUGGUUCAUUUUCAAUGUUACAAAUGUUAACAAUAGCAUAUAACUACGAUGAUUGGCGAACAUUAUUAGGUAAUCUACCUAAAUUUGGUCUUGGUCUAGCAUCGGUUCUAUAUGAUCUAAUAUUUCUAUUUCAACACUAUAUUCUUUAUCGCAAUUCAACAACAGAAUUAUCAUCACCUUCUUCGUCAUCAAUUGAAAAAUGUCCAAGUAUCAAAGCUUCAACAAUUUCAUUACAAAAUAGUCCUUGUAAUUUUGAUUCGACAACGAUUCUUGUCCAGGCAAAACCAUCUUCCAACAAAUAAAUAGAUUCCUGUAUAUAAAAUUGUUUCCAUAUACAAUGACAUUGAAACAUUUUCAGAAAUUA